Messenger RNA from Populus euphratica (Euphrates poplar), 1251 nucleotides. Its product is annotated as peroxidase 47-like. Lineage: Eukaryota; Viridiplantae; Streptophyta; Magnoliopsida; Malpighiales; Salicaceae. Gene Ontology annotation, biological process: hydrogen peroxide catabolic process; response to oxidative stress. The transcript is spliced from 4 exons. Gene Ontology annotation, molecular function: heme binding; peroxidase activity. The coding region runs from base 145 to 1095 and encodes 316 amino acids. The record is from RefSeq and is a predicted model, not a curated record.
AAUCAUUCACGUUUAUAUAUACAUGAACACAUUGCUAACUUCCUCUUCACCCUUCAAUCAACCUAGCUGCUUCCAAGUCUCUCCCAUUGCAUUCUUAGCCUUCGCCAUACACUGCUCAGAGAGUUCCCUUCGAAGCCAUCAAAGAUGGUUUUGGCUAAUUUUCUAGGUGUGGUCUUAUUGAUGGAGUUAAUAGCAGGUGGUUAUAGAUUUGGAGCAGAUGGCCUGAGCAUGAACUACUAUGUUUUCAAUUGCCCGUUAGCUGAGCCAAUUGUAAGGAGCACAGUGACAAGUGCUUUGCAGUCUGAUCCUACCUUAGCAGCUGCUCUUGUUAGAAUGCAUUUUCAUGAUUGCUGGAUACAAGGAUGUGAUGGGUCUAUCCUACUGGACUCAACAAAGGGUAACACAGCAGAGAAGGAUUCUCCAGGAAAUCUGAGUGUUAGAGGCUUUGAAUUAAUUGAUGAUGUAAAGGAGCAACUUGAAAACCAAUGCCCCGGUGUCGUCUCCUGUGCUGAUAUCGUUGCAAUGGCUGCUAGAGAGGCUGUUUCUUGGUCAGGAGGUCCAGUGUAUGACAUACCGAAAGGAAGAAAAGAUGGAAGAAGGUCUAAAAUUGAAGACACUAUCAAUUUGCCUUUCCCCACUUUUAAUGCCUCUGAGCUCGUUAGAGUCUUUGGCCAACGUGGUUUUAGUGCCCAAGACAUGGUUGCUUUGUCUGGGGCACAUACGCUGGGAGUGGCAAGGUGCUCAUCGUUCAAAACUAGGUUGAGUGACCCUGUUGAUCCAACUAUGGACUCAGACUUUUCAAAGGCAUUGGCCAAAACAUGCAGUGGUGGAGACAAUGCAGAACAACCGUUUGACGUCACAAGAAAUAAUUUCGAUAGCUUCUACUUCCAAGCAUUGCAAAGGAAAGCUGGAGUCCUAUUUUCAGACCAAACCCUAUACAAUAGUCCAAAAACCAAAGCAAUUGUCAAUAACUAUGCUAUGAACCAGGCCAUGUUUUUCUUUGAUUUUCAACAGGCAAUGGUGAAAAUGAGCUUGCUUGAUGUUAAGGAAGGGUCAAAAGGAGAAGUAAGAGCAGAUUGCCGUAAAGUAAACUAAAUGUUGUGAGAUGGUUCUUGUAGAUUAAGAGAAGAGACUUGUCCUUGAGUAGAUUAUUGAUGAUUCCGGUCUUAUAUGUGAUGGAUUAUCCUUGUACUUUUUGUAUACUUUGUUUAAAGAUGCAAUAAAAUUAUCAAUAAAGAGUGUGGUUCUAUU